AUGGCAUCGUCUACCGAGCCCCUGCCCACGAAGGUGGUCGCAGGAGUGACUGUGCCCGACACGCCGCUCAUCACUAAAGCUCUAGAUUAUGUGCGCCAGUACUCGACCGACGACACGUACAACCACAUCAUCCGCUCCUUUCUUCUUGGGUUCAUCAUCGCCGACAAAGUCCUCCCCGAACGAGAUCGUGAGGCCCACGCCGUCGCCGCCAUCAUGCACGACCUGGGUUUCCCCAUCGGCCACCCGCCGCACUCUGAGAUCAUUUCCAAGGACAAGAGAUUCGAGGUCGACGGAGCCAACGCGGCGAGGAAUUUUCUGAGGAAGGAGGCCCCGGACUGGGACAAGCACAGGCUGCAGCUGGUCUGGGAUGCGAUCGCCCUGCAUACCAUUGGUUCGAUCGUGUUCGAGAAAGAGCCCGAGGUCCAGGCGUGCAGUUAUGGGAUCUGGGCAGACUUCCAGGGCCCGGACAGGGUGCCCGGCGGGCUUCUGAGCUGGGACGAGUACAACCCGGUGGUCAAGGAAUAUCCCCGACUGGGCCUCAUGAAAGGCCUCAAAGCCAACAUGUGCCAUCUUUGCGAGCUGAAGCCCCAGACGACGUACGACAACACGGUGGGCGAGUGGGGUGAUCGAUAUGUCGAAGGGUACAGCAGGAAAGGGAAAUUGACGCAGGAUCUGCUCGAGACGUGUAAUCUGGAUGAGCUAUAA
Messenger RNA from Fonsecaea erecta, 705 nucleotides. RefSeq lists its product as hypothetical. The transcript has 2 exons. The record is from RefSeq and is a predicted model, not a curated record. The coding region runs from base 1 to 705 and encodes 234 amino acids. NCBI's taxonomy places the organism in Eukaryota, Fungi, Ascomycota, Eurotiomycetes, Chaetothyriales, Herpotrichiellaceae.